Molecule: messenger RNA, 1158 nt
Organism: Paramecium sonneborni
Lineage: Eukaryota; Ciliophora; Oligohymenophorea; Peniculida; Parameciidae
Source: the annotation of a GenBank genome assembly
AUAGAAAUAAAAUGUUAGAAAUUAAAAAGAGAUCAAUCUCACUUCAAAACAAUUAGAACACACCAAUAGAUUGUUAUUUUUAAUCAGAAUGUUCUCCAGAGAGAUUAAAAAGAAAGACUUAAAAAUCUCAAUAAACAAUGAUUUUAACUUCCCCAGUAUUAUUAUAUUAUCUUAAGUUUAGAUUCGUUGUAUUGAGAAGAACAAUGUUAAUGAUUUUGAUAUCUAUAUAGAUGGUAAUCUAACAGUAAAAGAGGGAUGGUUAUAUUAGAGUAAAAGAGUAUAUGUUUAAUUGACAAGACAAUCUAUAAAAGAAUACAAUGAUGAAUAGAAGUUAUAAUUAAUUAGAAUAUUAUCAUUGAAAGAAUUCGAAAUUAGUAUUAUUUAAGAGAAACAGUUAAUAAAGAUUAAAUUUAUUCAUCUUAAAUAAACUGUAUUAUACUAAGCUAAAGAUGUUGUUGAAGCUAAAAUGUGGGUUAAUAGUUUAAAUAUUGUAUUUGAUAAACAUAGAAAUUAUCCAAAAAAUAGAUUGUAAUCAUAAGAAGUACCUCGUUAUUUUGGAAUUGAUGUUAUAUCUGAAGAUUACUUUUUGAAGAUAGUAGAAUCAGGAGAUCUAUUAUUGUUUGAAACCAAUAACACAGGAGCCAAAUUAUAGAGAAUAUUUACAAAUACAAAAUAUGAUCAUGUUGCUAUUGCUAUUAAGAUGGCUAAUAAAUAUUUAUUUGUUUUUGAUGCUAAUGCUGAUACUGGUGUUACUUUUUUAGAAUGGUCUUAAUUCAUAGAAGUUAAUGAUUUAUAUGAAAAGUAAGAUCAUAUUAAUAUUAUAGGUUAGCUAUUCGUAAAUUAAUGAAUGUUAAUAGAUCUUAAAUUGAAAAGAAAAUGAUUGAAUUUUUACAAUAAGUUCAUGGGAAGAAAUACGAAGUCACUAUUAGCAAAUUAUUUAGAUAAAAGAGUUUAAGUCCAUCCAAGAAAAAUGAUACUUACUUUUGUUCAGAAUUAGUAGCCAAAGCCUAUAAGAAUUGUGGACUUCUAGAAUCUGAUAAGGCUUGUAGUUCUUAUUGGCCAGUGGAAUUCACUAAACCAUUAAAAUUUAGUAAAGAAGCUUCAAUUAGUGAUGAUAUUGUAGUUAUACUUAAAAAGCAUUUGUCUAUAAAAUCAUGA